Centropristis striata (black sea bass) is the source of this 1222-nucleotide messenger RNA. RefSeq names its product transmembrane protein 230-like. The coding region runs from base 138 to 503 and encodes 121 amino acids. Gene Ontology annotation, cellular component: endomembrane system; synaptic vesicle. The record is from RefSeq and is a predicted model, not a curated record. The transcript has 4 exons. Gene Ontology annotation, biological process: synaptic vesicle transport. Lineage: Eukaryota; Metazoa; Chordata; Actinopteri; Perciformes; Serranidae.
GCGCAAUGAAUGGAAAGAAGGAAGCUGACGUAGUUCAUCAAUGAAAACAAACAAUGUAGUUGUGGCUCAGUGGAGACGAGCAGUCAGCGCUAAACUACGACGCUGACGGUCUAAUUAAACCUAAAGUGAAGCACUUAAUGAAGGCAACUAGAAGCAACAUGUUGGGUGCUGGAAUAUCAAACAACAAGGUCAAGUAUUCACGUCUGGCUGCUGAUGACGACGGCUACAUAGACUUACAGUUCAAGAAAAGCCCGCCCAAGGUCCCAUACAAGGCGAUUGCACUGGCAAUAUUCCUGUUUUUGAUUGGCUCCUUGCUGAUAAUCUUCGGGGCUCUUCUUCUGUCAGGAACCAUAAAGGUCGAGCAUCCAGACCGCACCAUCCCUGUCAUCAUCAUAGGACUACUGGUUUUCCUUCCUGGAUUUUACCAUUUGAGAAUCGCCUACUAUGCUGCAAAGGGUUACAGGGGUUACUCUUACGAUGACAUCCCAGAUUUUGGCGACUGACCCAAAAGACAGCUGCUGGUUGGUGGAGAAUCCCCUCCUUUUGCCACACAGUGUACCCCGAGACUGUUGCCUGCUGUUUACUUUGAGUUUCUGAAUGUAUUUUUUUAGCAAACAAGGCAAUACUUGAUCACCGUUCUGCUAUGAGACUUUAAUGUUUAGCCGAUUUUUAUGAUUAUUUGUUGUUUAUUUGACGUUACGUGUGGUAUUAUCCUCCACACAAAAGCUUGAAGAACCUUAGAGGCUCUAUAUAUUCAGUACUAUAUUCUAGUACCUGUUGCUUUCCUGCAGCAGUAGAGCAACAUGUCGCUUUUGUACAAAAAUCACCGGUGGUGAAACAGAUUUAGAGACUACACAAAUGCCUUUAACUUACUACUGCUAGAAAGUCCAUGACCUGGAUGACUGAGAAGCUUUUUGUUCUUUGCACAGUUGCACAGCUGUUACACAAUGUAUAUUUAACAAAAACCUUUUUGUGACUAUAUCAUUUUAUGCAAAGCUCUGGAGGCUAUAUUUCUCCUGCAGGUUUAUUUUUUUUGCAGCAGUACUAUCCAAAGAUCGAUUACUUUGUCAAAGUACAGUAUAUUUUCAACUGAGAUGUAUUACUUUCUGUAUGAAGUAUUGCUGUUUGUGUAUAUUCAGUUUUAAAUAUCAAAGAAAUGUCUAUUUUUAUGUAUAUCUGCUUGAUUAAAAAAAAAUAAAUGAAAUUAGAAAUCUGAUGUUAA